AUAUUCAACUCUUCCAUGGAGUCACUCACCUCAACUUACUUGUACUUCAAUUUGUGAUAACCAUGUCCACCGGAUGGCUGCAAUGGGAUCAAGAGACAAAGUUCGUCAGUCCUGGCCAUAAGCUCUAUCGCUCCUCUGCUCCCAGUUAUGCUGGUAGUGACAGCACCCAGAAGCUCACAGAAACUGCCGUGCAAUAUCUCCAAACCCAGGGCAUUGACAGCGUCAUCAGCUUCAAUCAGGUUCCUUACAAUGCUACGGAAAUGCAACUGCUGAAAGACGCAAAGAUCAGUUAUCUUCACCUCCCUGUCAUGGACUACACUGCUGCUACGAUCCAACAACUGCGGAGUGCCAUUGCUUUUUACAAGGAUCCAAAGCACAAGGCUACCCUUGUCCAUUGCGGCUUUGGAUGGGGUAGGACGGGGACUGGCGUAACAGCUAUACAGUUGGACGCUACACAGGGCGCCAACCCUCCUGAAUCGGAGUGGAAGAGUGUGAACCAUGUUGAAGAAUCCGUGCAGGUAGCAGUUCUGAAGCAACUCAAGUCGGAACUUCAGAAGGCGUAAGGGGAGGUGAAUGAACGAAGACACUGGAGUUUGAUACGGACGAGCCAUUAGCGCCGAAUACAUUGACAGAGGCUGUAGAAUACAGUGUAAACCUUGGAAUUAGAAACAUCUCGUAGCCGACCAAUCCCACGGUUGAAAGCUUAAACUGACAAU
This is a messenger RNA of Serpula lacrymans var. lacrymans S7.9, 716 nucleotides long. RefSeq lists its product as uncharacterized. Gene Ontology annotation, molecular function: phosphatase activity. Bases 63 to 563 code for a protein of 166 amino acids. The transcript has 2 exons. The record is from RefSeq and is a predicted model, not a curated record. Gene Ontology annotation, biological process: dephosphorylation. Lineage: Eukaryota; Fungi; Basidiomycota; Agaricomycetes; Boletales; Serpulaceae.